Molecule: messenger RNA, 2751 nt
Organism: Polyodon spathula (Mississippi paddlefish)
Lineage: Eukaryota; Metazoa; Chordata; Actinopteri; Acipenseriformes; Polyodontidae
Product: protein YIPF6-like
Exons: 7
Coding region: 48-752 (234 amino acids)
Biological process (GO): endoplasmic reticulum to Golgi vesicle-mediated transport
Cellular component (GO): membrane; trans-Golgi network
Source: RefSeq, a predicted model, not a curated record
UGUUGUCGUCUGUGUGUUUGUCUCCACGUUGCUUCUAAUGAGCGAAGAUGUCGGAAGUGGACGAAGCAAGUAAACCCUUGUUUGCAGGGCUGUCUGAUGUGUCCAUCUCUGGAGAUAUCCCUGUGGAAGGAGAGAUCACAGUUCCAGUAGGGUCUCUGUCACAUGAUGAUGAGUACUCUACACUCGAUGAACCAGUGAAAGAAACCAUUCUGAGAGAUUUGAAGGCAGUAGGAAAAAAGUUUGGCCAUGUGAUGUAUCCUAAGAAAAGCACAACACUACUUAGAGACUGGGACUUAUGGGGUCCUUUGCUGCUCUGUGUCACAUUAGCUCUCAUGCUACAGGGGGGGUCUGCAGACAGCAAAGAAGAUGGAGGGCCCCAGUUUGCUGAAGUGUUUGUUAUUAUAUGGUUUGGAUCUGUCAUUAUUACGUUAAAUUCCAAGUUGCUGGGAGGCACUAUCUCGUUCUUCCAGAGCCUGUGUGUACUGGGAUACUGUAUCCUGCCUCUGACUGUUGCAAUGAUUGUCUGCAGGCUGGUGCUACUAGGGGGCACCGGGACAGCUAGUUUUAUUGUUCGAUUUAUAGUAGUGGUUGCAUCGUUUGGUUGGUCAACGUUUGCAUCCACAGCCUUCUUGGCAGACAGCCAGCCUCCGAAUCGCAAAGCCUUGGUUGUGUAUCCAGUGUUCCUGUUCUACUUUGUCAUCAGCUGGAUGAUUCUUACCUUCUCCCCAUCACACAGCAACACAGGACCCUGAACUGACAGCAUUUCUCCUGAAGACUAAGAGACUGUUCUUCACUUCCAUUUGGGAAGGAAUGGAAUUGGAAGCUGGAAGGUUCAGGUUGACUCAAAUAAGCAGCAACAGCCCAAAAUGACCAUCAUGUGUUUUAAACUAUUUGAAAUAACCCUUAGGAAUAAAUGCAUUAAACAUGGCACUGGACCAUAUGUUAUCUUUUAAAAUACCAUUAUUAUUUUUUAUUGAAGUCUCUCAUUAAUCUUUAACAAUUUAGCAUUUUCAAGGAAUUGGAGAAUAUGCAUGGAGCGCGAUAAUAUGAAUGGUACAUAAUUCUCUGUGGAUUAAAAAAUGCCCAUCAUAUGCAGGUUUUACUGAUGGAUUAAAAUAGUGCCUUAUGGUAGGUUGUUAAGUCAACCAAAUAACAUGAGCCAGCAAUGCAGAGCUGUUUGAAACGCCAAGUAUUUCAGCAUUUAAAUGACUGGUUUUCCAGUGUACUGCUGGAUAGAAAGCAUUCCCUGACUCGGAAAGACAGCAGACCUAUCCUGAUGAAUACUUCAGGUUUUGGAUUCUUGGUAGAAUUUGUUUCAGAGGCAACUGGCAUAAUACUAGUACAGUCUAACGCAACUGCACCCCCAGCAAAACUGAAUCACACAGUGAGCCACCCUUCUUCAGGAAGACGUGCAAACCCUUUGUUGCUAAAUUUGCUCUGCAGCUUGAGAAUUGUGGUUGGGUUAUUCUAUGCUACUCUUUUUUGUCCACAAGUGAACUGCACUUGAAUAUUAGAAAGUGUUACCGAUUCCAAUACUGUUCUGUUUGUUUCAGUAAAGAUUCUAUAACCUUGCUACUUGUCAGGAUGAUUCUGGAUGUAUAGAACUCAGUGUAUGUGCAAUGUAAAAACUAUUUUAUGUUUAACUUGUUCUUUUAAGACUUUGUUUUAUUGUAAAAAAAAAAAAAAAAAAAAGUUAUUUUAUGAAUACAGAUGUUAUAAUUUGUGGUGAUCUAGGGGGGUUGAAAUGAACAAAGAUUGUGUGACAUUGUCACAAACUACUGUUUUUUGUUUUGUUCCCCCCCUCCCCAAUGGAAUUACAUAAAUGCAGUUCAUUUCACACAAGCACUUGAGUCUGAUUUAUGAAUCUGGGUUCUGAAGAAUCCAUGCAGGUAAGGAGUUUCCACAUGCAGUUAAAGUACUGGAUGUAUAAAUGUGGACCAUUCUUAUAAACUGUGUGUGUUUUUUUUUUGUUUGUUUUUUUGGAGGGGUCUGCAUUUCUUACACUGUUUAAUAAAUAUAGUUAAUUUGUUACCUGCAGCUUUGACUGCAUCUCUUGCACACAGCAUUCACAGCUAAAAUAUUAUUUACAAAAAACCUUGUAAACCUCUGUGUUCUAAAUGACUAAUAUUCAAUAAAUAAAUCUCGGUGUGAUAGAUAUAAGUGAGUGAUUCAGAUAAAGAAAGUUAUUGCACUUUGCCAUUCUUAAAUGUUGAAAACGUUUACUGAUCUUGUGUAAGUGGACACAAAACAGCGUGACGAUUCCACUAAUAUGGUUGUGUUUUGGGUCAGAUAUUUUACAUGGGAAAUGUUUAUUGCAGAUGAGCUUCAACAUACCUUUUUAGUUUUUUUUUUUUUUUUAAAAGCAGGGAAUAUUAAACAUGCCUUAAUGUGCUGUGCAUGUAAAUAAACCCUUAUGUAUUUGUUACUCCACACUAGAAAGAAGUUUGUCACCUUCAGUGAAUACGUUGAAAAAAUAUUUAAAAUUGUCACCCUGAACAGUACAUUACUAAUCUAAAAGAUCAAUUUUUAUAAUUAGAAUUUCUUUGCGACUGGAUAUUUGUUUUUCAAUGAAAGUGACGCAUCGUUUUCUAAAGCAGCGUCCUUUAGACAUUACUACUGUUUCUUAAUGUCUGCUGUAAAUGUCAUCAGAAAAUAUCAAAUGUUUUCUUUCUGUUGUGCAUGUAUAUACUGGGCUUCUCAGAAGAAAUGUCAAUUAAUUGCACAUUUAAAAACUGAUCAUUAAAAUUUGAC